AUCCACUGCCUCUUAAAAGUGAGCUCAUCUGGCACUGGGUUGCAUUGAAGUCCUCCACCGUGCCUGAAGGAAGAAUGCUUUUGGGUGGUGGGAACACGGAGAAGAUGGGGUCUGUCCCACUGUUCCUUGGAAUGCUAACCAUCUUGACCAUAACUGUGUACGUCCCAUCUACACAUGGAGAGCCUUUUUUACUACAAGAGAACCGAGUGCUUCCGGAGAGAGAAGACGCAAAUCAUGAGGACACACUGCUGACUCUGCUUCUUAAUAAGAAGCUCGCAUGGCGGAGGCCAGAAAAUAUUGACUGGGAGCUGGCAAAGAAAUUUGAAGAGCUUGAACAGCUGGAGAAGUUGAAGGAUCAGCUCUCAACUGAGGAAGGCUCAGAGGUGGCCUAUGCCUUGGAAAGUCUUUCAGCAUCUCAGCCCAGAAAACGCGCCUGCUUUUGGAAAUACUGCAUCUGAAGGCUCACCAGGACUGGAGGAUGAAGAUGAGCCCUUCCCCAAACCGCCUGGCUGGGUAUUAAUGUGUUAAGAGUUUGUUCUGUUCUCUCAUCGUGCUGCUAAGUUGGAUGCCACCCUCCAUGACCACACCACAGCCAAGUCUAACAGGGACUGUGACAGGAGCUGGUAGCCCACUACCACUCUCCACUGUUCCUUCCAUGUUUCAGCUACUGUGACCUACUGGGAAGAUGCUUCCCAACUGUCCUUGCUGCCCUGCGUGCACCGUUCAGCCUGCUGCCACUGCUCACUCCUCACCUGCUCACCAGGUCCCCCAAGGCACCGCUCACUAACGCGCUUCCCCUGAGCCUUGGGCCUCUGCCCACCUCUGCAGACGUUGCUCAUGGUGGUGUCUGGGUUUCCCGUCACCUUCUGCGAGCAGGUCUGUGAUGACCCCACACUGCUGUCGGGACAGGAGGGCAGACGGGGUGUAACGUGGAGGGCUCGGGGCUGCCUCGGCUUGCUGAGCCAGAACUGCUCCUCAGCAUGUCCCAUCAGCAUACACAGUAGGUUUGGGGGAGGACAGGCACAGAAGCCUGGAUCCUUUGGAUAUCAUUCCAAUAAAGGUUUUCUGUUGCACAGAAGCACGUGCUCUUUUCUUUCUCACCUCCUGCAGAGGCCCAAG
Falco peregrinus (peregrine falcon) is the source of this 1119-nucleotide messenger RNA. It is a transcript of the gene UTS2B, whose product is annotated as urotensin 2B. Gene Ontology annotation, biological process: blood vessel diameter maintenance; regulation of blood pressure. Gene Ontology annotation, cellular component: extracellular region. Gene Ontology annotation, molecular function: hormone activity. The transcript is spliced from 5 exons. The record is from RefSeq and is a predicted model, not a curated record. Lineage: Eukaryota; Metazoa; Chordata; Aves; Falconiformes; Falconidae. Bases 75 to 458 code for a protein of 127 amino acids.